CGACUCGCGAUUGCGACUGCGAUUGCGCAACUUUUUAGCCACCACCAAACUCGCCCAGUCGACAUGGCGCAAUCAGACGAGGAAGAUGAUUAUAUGAACAUGGUGUUUGAGGAUGCGCCAAAGGGUCCAAAGCACGAAACCUCACUCCAGCGCGCCGCGCGCAAGCGCAAAGAGGGCGAGGCUAGAGCGCGACAAAAGACCAAAGCAGAACGUGAAGCAGACGAAGAAGCAGCCCGAGAAGCAUCGCUAGCUACUGCCCUGCCCGAGUCUAAUAAAGGAUUCAAGAUGAUGGCCAAGUUUGGAUUCAAGCAGGGCGAUACCCUAGGCCAGUCGAACGAUGCACGCAAAGAGCCCAUCCGAGUUAACGUGAAGGACGACAGAGGAGGCAUCGGCCUGGAGUCUGAAAAGAAGCGCAAGUUUAGGGAGCAGUGGGAAGAGGCGGAACGACUAGCGAAGCGCUCCAAGGAGGAAGAAGGUGACUACCUUGAGAUACGACGACAAGAGCAGAAGGAGAAGAAGGCAGAGCGAGACCUGGAUUCUGCACAGAGAACAGCCGAACGACUGUCUGAGAAGGAAGCGGAAGAGAAGGACAGCCUGGAGUCUGGCGAAAAGCCAUUGAAGAAUAUCAACGUGCUGUGGCGUAGUCGAGCACGAAGGAGAGUCGAGAUCAAGCGCGACAAGCAACAGCGUCGCGAGCUGAAUGACAGCAUUGCAUCGCGGCUGCCCACCUUGGCCGAUGCAGAUGAUGGUGACGACGACUCCAAGGUAGCGCAAGGCCGUGAUCUGGCACCAUUCUAUACCACCCUUGAGAACGACCUUGAUGAUGAAGAUCCAGAAUUGGCAGAGUUUGAAGCGCUUCCAGUCGCGGAGCGACUUUUGAAGCUGCUCACUUUCCUACGAGAUGCGCAUCAAUACUGCUUGUAUUGCGGGUAUCAGUACCCUGACGCCGAGAUGGAAGGUUGCCCAGGGUUGACCGAAGAGGAUCACGAUUGAGGAUCAUCACUGUGAUAUUCCACUUACCUUAACUGAGGUUGCAAAUUGUUACCAAUCUACCCUGAGACAUGAUCGUUUUCGAACGCCAGCAGUUGCCAGAGGUAUAUCUCCAAUAUCCCACGCGUCUGCUACAAAGAGUUGAAUGGGGCGUGACUGGUCAUGCUGCAAAAGUAUGCCUGCCUACUCUCAUAUAGCUUUGUAACUGCUGAACUCGCGGCAUUCAGGCUCUAUAACUACAUAUGUAGGACUUUGAGCGUGCGGAAUAUCGCAGUAGAAGAAGUCAGGCGUGGAGGAGAAGGCGUAGUUGUCCUGUCCAGGUCAAUUCUUAGAUAAGGCUGGGCAAUGAAUAACCAAAUGCUAUAUCACUAGUACCCUGAACAAGAGAACAAUAAUCCAUUUCCC
Cucurbitaria berberidis CBS 394.84 is the source of this 1395-nucleotide messenger RNA. RefSeq names its product G-patch-domain-containing protein. Gene Ontology annotation, molecular function: nucleic acid binding. The coding region runs from base 64 to 993 and encodes 309 amino acids. The transcript has 2 exons. Lineage: Eukaryota; Fungi; Ascomycota; Dothideomycetes; Pleosporales; Cucurbitariaceae. Gene Ontology annotation, cellular component: kinetochore. The record is from RefSeq and is a predicted model, not a curated record.